AUGAUUGAUGUUGGUAUUGGUGGGUCAGCAGGCGCCGACUAUGUACGGCUUGUGGAAAGUUCAUCACUACCUCGGUCUCCUCGUGUCACCUACGUAGCACUUAGCUAUUGUUGGGGCCUAGGACAGAGUGUGACGACGGUAUCGACCAACUACGAAGCUAUGAAACAAGGCAUCCAUAUAUCCGAGCUCCCACCCACCAUACGAGACGCCAUCACAGUUACUAGAAACAUGGGCGAGCGCUAUCUGUGGAUUGAUGCCCUGUGCAUUAUUCAAGAUUCAUCAACCGACUGGGAGCUCGAAUCUGCUCGAAUGGCGUCGGUCUACCAAAACGCAUAUAUUACCGUUGCUGCGGGAACUGCUGCUGCUGCGUCAGAGGGCUUUCUUGAGUUAAGACAGCACCUGGCGGCGAGGUCUACGAAUGCGUACCAAGCUGAAUGGGAAGCCGGUAUCAACUCGGAUGACCGGUCAUCACAGCCGCAGAAGACCAUCCUUGCCGCUCGCGUGAUACCCUACAGCACAUUCCACAGCAUGUUCAUGGUCGCUGAUGGAUUGCCCUUGAACACGCGCGGGUGGACAAUGCAAGAGAAGAUACUAUCGAGAAGAGUCAUAACCUACACCACGCACGAGCUUCAAUGGACAUGCCAGUCACUGAGCACCUGCGAGUGCGGCUACUUGUUGGACUCCAGUGAGCGCGGCGAUACUAUCACAGUCAACCCAACUUUAAAUCGCCGUGAAGCUUCUUACGAAUGGGCCAAGAUCGUCAAAAAAUACAGCAGCCGGUCUUUAACCUACCUCCAAGACAAGCUCCCCGCCAUCUCCGGAGUAGCGCAUUCAUUUCAGAGUAUACUCCAGUCACCCUACCUCGGCGGUCACUGGGUGAACAAUCUCCCCGAAGAGCUAGCAUGGAAAGCCUACCCGCCGCAUGUGCAUUCAUCUGACACCGUCUUAGACGACGACAGUGACACUGCAUCGCAACCGCAAUACAUAGCCCCUACAUUCUGUUGGCCGUCGAUAAGAAAGGGGUCUGUGGAGUGUGUUUAUCUCCAGCAGCAAUCCCGCACAUGGAGACCAUGCAGCACCGUUCAAGGUUUUCACUCUGAGGUCCUAGGUGAAAAUCCUCUAGGUCGGAUUAACAACGGCGCGUGGAUUUCUCUUCGCGGUCAUCUCGUAAAGGCACAGUUAACCAUCAAGCGCUUCCCCGGUUUCUAUACCGUGGAGCAGGUAGUCUUGCCCAAUGGGGGGAAAGCACACAUGUUCGCGGACACGUUCUUGGAAGAGUUUGAUGCAACAGUUUUGAGCGAGAGCGAGAGCAAAAACGGGGAAAUGACGACGACGACGACGGAUCGAUCGAUCCGUCGCUCACACAUAUCACUACCCGGGCCCAAGUCCGAAAAGGGUCUCGAUUGCCCUGUCUACCUUUUUCUUUUGGGGUAUUGGACUGAGCAGGCCAAGGGCAGUAGUAAUAACGCUGACGGCGCGGAAGUUCAAGAGCCUGAGCCGGAGAGAAAGCCAGAGCCGAAUUUUGCGUUUCUUGUGUUGGGGCAUUCUCCUAACCAGCUGGGGAAAUAUGAAAGAAUAGGGUUUGGAAUGUCUUUUGCGCAAAUUGAGGGGGCCUCGAAGCUUGAAGAUGGAGAAUUGGAUAGAGGGGAGACGUUGAAGGGGUUAUUUGGGGGGGAUCGGAGGAUUGUUACUAUAGUGUGA
Messenger RNA from Sordaria macrospora k-hell, 1701 nucleotides. RefSeq lists its product as uncharacterized. Lineage: Eukaryota; Fungi; Ascomycota; Sordariomycetes; Sordariales; Sordariaceae. The record is from RefSeq and is a predicted model, not a curated record.